Molecule: messenger RNA, 2106 nt
Organism: Cotesia glomerata
Lineage: Eukaryota; Metazoa; Arthropoda; Insecta; Hymenoptera; Braconidae
Exons: 3
Coding region: 342-2033 (563 amino acids)
Source: RefSeq, a predicted model, not a curated record
UUCAUGGCUCAAAUAAACGUUUUUUUCUGUGUAAGAGUUCUGGUAACAAGACAGAAUUAUUGGAUUAUAUUUACUGAAUUGCGGAUGACAUUACAACCAGAAUCUGACAUGUACAAUGUAUUGUCAUAAGAGUAACCCGGAGGUACUGACCGUGAUUUUGUAAACCAACAUUGGAGGGAUUAAUCGACCCAUCGCACCGUGGCAACCCGCUUUUUUUCAGCAUCUACAAUCUACAGUUGUCUACCCAAGUAUAGGAAUUCAGUAGCUGAUAAAUCGGCGAAUGAAUGCAGCAAUUUCGCUAUUCAAAUGAAACAGAAUAACAAAUAAUUUAACUAGAAAUAAUGUCGGGAAUAUCAAGCAACACUGGACUUAUAGCAGCCCGUGUAACUCCAGUCUAUAGAACAAAAUCUAAAAAAUUGGAGUUGCUGAGUAUAGCCAAGCCCGCGCCAUUUACAAUACGCCCGUUCGCUGGACUUUUUAAUCCUUUUCCGUACGGGUGUUCGGUGUUGUGCAAUCACCCAGCGGAUUGUGAAGCCAAAGAAUUUAUUAAACGCGCUAAAGAAUCAUGGGCUAUGGAAGGGAAAGCGCUACUUUUACCAGCCGAAAUGGAAAUGAUUCGAGCUACGCUUAUAGCUGGUGGUAUUAUAGACUCUGGAGAGGUCAAUGACGGCAUCAAUAUCCAUACAUCGACCGCCGUUCCUGAAGAACUGUUCCGUAAAUACACCGAGACGGAUUCAAGACCGUUGACACCUACCCCAACGCUGGCCAGCGGGCCACUGACUGCUCAUCAGAACCACCCGGACAAUCUUGUUCCUUGUAAUCCCCGUGAGCGGACUACGUUGAUAUUAGACCUGAGAACUGCUUCGCAGGAGCAAGAUGAGACUUUGAGUUGGCACGCUUUGACUCUUGAACCUCCACCGAGUCCCAAGCGAGCUAAUGAGUAUCUAAAAUCACCUGUUCAACAUCGCCAUCAAUCUCGGGCAAUUCUUCCGUCAGUUCAGACUAGUGAUGAGGUAAUCUGUUGGUUUGAUCUUAAAGGAUGGAUAAUUAGAGAUGUUAGUCAUUUUUUAUUAUACUUUCAGCUGCAAGAGUCAUCGAGGAAUGAAGAAGAAGACGACAGAAGCGAUAGUGAUAAUGAAGUUCCGAUCAGACGACGUGGAAAACGUCUGAAGAAACGCAGGUGCAGGCGAGGUUCGGCCUAUGGUCAGCAGAAUGAAGUCAGAGACCCUUUAGAGCCUGCUGAAACUCAGGUUUCGCAGGUAGAUGACACUUCGAGAAGAAAUAGUUCAUUGACUCCGCAUGGCAACGUUGAAGUCGAGAAUGUUGCUGAGAAAAUUCCUACAUCUCUACCGACUCAGCCAGUCUUUUGUAGUUUUAUCAGUCCGGAAAUACUCAAACAUCUUGCUAGAGAAAUAAAUCGGGAAACUGUUGAAGAAGAAUUUUCUUUAAAGAGAAAAAUAGCGCUAGAAGAAGCUUUGAAAAUGAAAGAAGAAACAAAUCUAAGUAUUAAAUCAUCUUCUCGUCAACCUCAUCUCCAACCAUUGGCAACCAAUGCCCCGCGAGUAUUUUCACGACAAAGCGCUCGGUUUGAACUUCUGAAUAGCGGCAGCUUAUCAUCCAUAAAACCGCUAGACUAUUUAGAAAAACAUGUUUUCAUAACAUCGGGAAGAAAACUUAUUUUUGGGCGAACGUUUAACAAAUACUACGAAGACAGUUUAGAUGAAACGCGAUGUAUUCCACCUAAUGAUUUUUUAGAAGCUCUGCGUGAAGUAAUGGGCAGUUGUUUGACAGACGAAAAGGUGGACAAAUUAAAAGAAAUAUUUGACGAAAUUACAGAACCACUAAGUUUUAGAAGAUGGUGUGGAAUUUGCGCAGCUUCCGAGAGACUUUUAUCGCCGCUUCCUCCCAAAGAAUUGGACCCUCCUGUCUGGCUAGAAAAGGCCGACUUUGAAGCUCUCGAAAAAAGACUUAUCAAUGCCGAUAAUGUUGACCCUAAAUUGGCUUAUAUGCUGAGACAAAUUAGAGACAGAUAGUAAUAACAAAAUUUAGUUUUUUUAUUGGUAAAAAUACUUAUUUUCUUUAUUCACUCUUGUACAAUUAAAUGAU